CCCCGCGACUCCGGAGGGAAGUGUAGGACAGGCCGAGGCCGUGGUCAGGGAGAAGGCGCCUCUGCUCCUGAGGCCCGCCGAGGCCACCCCUGGCAGACAGCGGGAGAGCAGCAGAGGCCUGUCCCGCCGAGCAGCCGGCCGAGGGGGCGGGGGGGAUAGUGGAGCCGUCCUCACCCCCCACCCUCCAUUGACUGGGGGUGAAGCAGGAAGGCCCACAGGGAUGGCACUGUCGAGCUGGUCCUGGGCAAGCCUCUCGAACCCGGGCAUGAGGUGACUGCAGUGAAACUGUGCCCUUCUCCAGCAGGCCGUCUGUCAUAUACUCUGACAGCUCUCAGUCACAACACUCCGCCUUAAAGAAGAUUUAAACUCUGCUUCACACCCUGGCGUCUCCCUGACUGAGAAAUUCUGGUCGUUAACUGGGAGGAACAAGCGUUUAAACUGAGAAGAGUUUACUCACCAAAUCCCCACGAUUGGAUUGUGAUUUGCUUUCUUGUCAUAUAAGAGAACAAGGAUUGAGGAUGAUAUUAAUGCUGCCUGCCAGGUUGCCCGAAUUUCCCUGUCAUCUAACAGUAACCCAGUGGUCAGUGCAGACAUUGGAUGCAGCAAUGGAAACCAGAAUCUAAAAUCAUCAGAGAGCUCUCAGAAACCUUUUCUCAAGAGUAGCACACUUCACUGUGUUGAAUACCUGGUUGAACCUUUCCAUUGUAUAAAAUAACGAGCUGCGGAUGCUGGAGAUCUGAAAACCUGUUUUAAUUUGUCCAUUCACUGGGCCAUACACAUUUAGAAGAAUUAUUCUCCUUGCCCCACUCCAAGAGCAGUGGAAAUUGGGAAAGUGUGGGAAAUGUUUAUCUCUGCAUCACUUUAAAAGAUGUGGAAAUGUGAAACGUGACAGCAGUAGUGUUUUAACAAGUUUGUGACAACUGUGACCAAAGCCACCUGGCAUCAGGGUGUAGGAUUUGUGAAAAAUUGAAGUUAUUUUGGUCCUUCACUGCCAUUAUUUAUUACAAAUUCUGAUUAAGUUUACAGCAGAUAGUUUGAAUUCAGUUUACUAAUGUGAGAUGUCAGUUUAUGUGUUGCUAAAUAUGAUGUGAUCAGCAUUACUGUCUUAUCGAUCAGGUUUUGAUUUGAAUUGAAUCUGCCUGUGAGGCUGACUUCAUGUCCUUUAGGUGUUGCUUUGAUAUACUUUGUUGUGAUUAGGGAUAGUCAGUGCUCAUGGCUUAGACUUAUCACUCCAAGUCUCAUCAGUGUUUGUUUCUGUUUUAUACCUGUUUACAGCUGAGAUGAAGCAAAUCAAUUUUUAAAUUAUUUCCCUGAGAGUAUCUCUGUGAGGUCUUUAUUUUGUGCUUGUCUCACUUUCAUUCUUUGCUGGCUUUCCAACCCAUUCCAAACGAUGCGCUUCACCUCUCUGCUUCUCUUCUUCCGGCCUGCCCUGCCACUCAUCCUGGGACUCUCUUUGGGCUGCAGUCUGAGUUUGCUGCGAGUCUCCUGGAGUCAGGGAGAUGGGCAUGAAUCGUGUAUGGAUGCUGGGCACAGCAGGGGGCUGCCCCAUGAUACCAGUCACCUGGAGCCUAGAUUGGAAAAUGGAGAGUUCAGUAACAACAAAGAGUAUGAACCCAAAAUUGUCCCUUAUUACAAAGAUCCCAACAAGCCACACAAGAAAGUGCUCAGGACACGUUACAUUCACACGGAGCUGGGAAUUCGAGAUCGACUCUUUGUUGGUGUCCUAACGUCUAAGGCUACCCUGAACACGUUGGCUAUCUCUGUUAAUCGAACCAUAGGUCACCACUUCAACAGACUGAUUUAUUUUACUGGCUUUCGCAAUACCAAGAUCCCACAUGGGAUGCAGAUAAUCUCCCAUGGAGAUGACCGGCCAGUCUGGUUGAUGUACCGGACCAUACAGUACAUCUACGAGCAUUUUGGCAAUGAGUUUGAUUGGUUCUACCUGGUGCAAGACAACACUUACACCCAAGCCGAACGUAUCAAGUCACUUGUUUCUCACCUAAGCAUCAAAGACCUGUACCUGGGUCGGGCAGAGGAGUUCAUUGGGGGUGACCCGGACUCCCGCUACUGUCAUGGCGGUUAUGGUUAUGUGAUGUCACGGAGUAUUCUUGUCAAGCUGCAGCAGUACUUGGACAGCUGUCGCAAUGAUAUCCUGAGUGUUCGGCCUGAUGAGUGGCUCGGUCGCUGCAUCAUCGAUUACAUUGGUAUCAGCUGCAUUGAUAAACACAAGGAUGUACGUUACCGCUCCUUUCAACUAGGCAAGAACACAGAUCCAGAUAAAGAAGACAGCACAGAGUUCAAAAAAGCUUUCACUGUUCAUCUGGUACCAGACCCCACACUAAUGUACCGCCUCCAUCGCCGCUUCAGUGAAAUUGAACUGGAGAAGACAUACAAGGAAAUCGAAGAGCUGCAGGUGGAAAUAAAGAACCUCAGUAAAUUGACCCCAGAGGGUGAGGCUGGAGCCUCCUGGCCAAUCGGCAUCAACCCACCUUUUAAACCUAAAACUCGCUUUGAGGUUAUCAACUGGGACUAUUUCACAGAGGAGCAGAUUUACUCGUGUGUCGAAGGCACUCCGAAGUGUGAGCUCCGCGGCAUCAAUAAGGCAGACAUAAGCGACAUCAUUGAGACUGCAGUUCAGCAGCUGAACGAGAAGUACCAGCCCCUGCUACGUUUUCGCAAGAGGCAGCUUCUCAAUGGCUACCGGCGUUUUGACCCAACUCGGGGAAUGGAAUACACCCUGGACCUAAUGCUGGAAGCCCACACCCAGAAAGGUUACAGCCGGACCAUUGCCAAGCGGGUCAGUCUACUCAGGCCUCUCAGCAACGUGGAGAUCAUCCCCAUGCCAUACGUGACCGAGGCCACCCGGGUUCAAGUCAUCCUACCCCUCACCGUGCAUGAGGAAGGCUAUGUGGGCAAUUUCCUGGAUGCCUACUCCAUGAAUGCCCUGGACAUGCAUGACAACAUGUUACUGACCUUCCUCUUCAUCUAUGACCCCUUUGAUGCCCAGCGUGUCAGUCAGAAUGAUGUGUUUGCGGGGGUGAAGUCCGCCAUAGCUGAGAUUGAAAAGCGUUACUCUGAUGUGAAAAUCCCGUGGAUUAGUGUCAAGACAGAUGUUCCUUCCCAGGUGAAGAUCAUGGACAUUAUCUCCAAGAAGCACCCCGUGGACACUUUGUUCUUCAUCGCCAGCGUCUGGACUGAGAUCAAUGGUGAGUUUCUUAACCGCUGCCGCAUGAACACCAUAAACAACUGGCAGGUCUUCUUUCCCAUCCACUUCCAAGAGUAUAAUCCUGCUGUCGUCUACCGGGAGCAGCAGACCCCCUCCUCUGCUGAGUUCCUGAAGGAUGGCCAUUUUGACCGCCGGGUCUUUAGUGAGUCCUGCUUCUUCAACUCUGACUACAUGGCAGCUCGGACCAAGAUGGCUGCCGACAUCCUGGACAAUGAUGAAAUGCUCGAGAGUAUGGAGGUGUACGAUGUGUUCAUCAAGUAUUCGAGCCUGCACGUCUUCCGGCCCGUGGAACCAGGCCUGGUGCAGAAGUACACCCACCGCACGUGUAACCCCCGGCUGAGCGAGGAGGUCUACCACCGCUGUGUGCUCAGCAACCUGGAAGGACUGGCAUCACGCUCCCAGCUGGCCUUGGCCAUAUUUGAGCAAGAACAAGCCAACAGCACUUAGAUUUGAUUGUAGCAAGAAGUAUUUUGGGUAAUCAUACACAGGAUUUGAUGUGGAGAACUGUUGGCUGUAGCCCAUUAGAGUCUCUAGAAUCUCCAUUUAAAUCUACUCCCCUUCAUAUAAAGGGUAAGGGUAAUCUGGUACUCUUCCCACCCCUAAGACCCCACACCAAAGCAAACAAUUGAGGCUAGGGAUCAAUCCCCAUAAUUUAAAAUCUAAGAUCAACAAAUUUGAGCAAUCUUAAUUAAAGUUUAUGCAGUUGCCUUCUAGUUAUGUCCAUUUUGUUUUAAUCUGUGAUUUGUAACAUUAAUGGAACAGGCAUUCCCUAAGGUUGCUAGAUGGCCACAUUAAAUUCAGAAUCAAAGUCAAUGUGGGGCUUAUUUCAAGGUUUGCAGUAAGCCUUUCCACCAUUGCUAGGCAGAUGUGGAUACGGUCACUGACUGCCUGUCACAUAAAUGUUGGCCUGCCAUCCGGUGCUGGCUAGCUUAUUUACAAUUAAUGUAUUUAACUAGAGGAUUUCAUUACCACCAUAAAGGUCAGCCAUGAUCCACUGAAUGUUGGGAUAGUUUCCUAGCUCGAAGAUCGCUGCAGAUCCGAAAGAUUUGGAAUUUUGGACAAUUAUAAUCCAGCAAGGAAUUACUUGCUGUUCUCAGUUCUGUCCUUCUUUCUCACCCGCACACUUCUUGAGCCCAAAUUCAGCCUGAUCUGCCUCUUUUUGGUUUUAGUGAUAUCUUCAGGCUCACUGUAGUGCUGCAGCAUGGCCUUUCCCUAUUGCUGUUCUCAGUAUCGGAAUAGUUUGGAACUGAACAGGAGCUGCUGCAUUCUCCAGUCCCAACGUUUUCUCACUUUGAGCAAAGGUAUUCUCCAGGAAAACACCUAGCAUUAAAUGGAGGGAAGAUUUAGUCAGACCAUUUGACAGAUUCCCCCUACUGAUUCAGCUAUUCUGCAAACUGUCUGAUUUUCAACAUAAAGAUCAGCCAUCAUUUUACAUUCUAUAAGCGCUUUAGCAGGAGCACCUGACAGGAAGAGGCCAUUCGGCAUAGUAACUCAGUGGUUAGAACUGUUGCCUCGGGAAACUAUCUGUGUGGCUUUCCUGCAGAUGCUCUGGUUUCUUCCCAUGGUCCAAACAUAUGCAGGCUCGGUGAAUUAGUCAUCAGAAAUGCAGGGAUAGGGUAGGGGUGUGUGUCUGGGUGGAUGCUGUUUGGGGGGCGUCGGUGUUGACUCGAUGGGCCGAAUGGUCUGCUUCCACACCAGAGGGAUGUAUGAUUCAGCCCAUCCAGACCUCGAGCAUACUCUCUCCACUCUUUAGUCACAAACACUACCCAUCCAUGUGAUUUCCUUAAGGAGAGUUCUGAGCUUUCAGUGGGAUGAAGAACAUUAACAGUUGUGAUUGGAACACUUUCCUGCGUUCGUCACCCUUGUUAAUGCUGAGCACUCCGCUUUGGUGAGAUGCAUAGAAUAUUGGAAUAUGGAACUAGGUCUUUUGACCCAGCAACAUAAAGCUCCUGUAGUUUUGAAGAAGAGUCAGAUUCAAAACAUUCACUUUUUUUCUCUGCACAGAUGCCACCAGACCUGCUGAGUUCCUCCAGUGUUCUCUGUUUUUAUCAGAUUUCCAGCGUCUGCAGUUCUUUGUAAAACUUCUGACCUUGUCCAAUCCUGUAAAACAGACAAUACCACGCACGGUUUCUAGCUUUGACUUCUGAGAGCAGUUGAAUUCAGUUGAUUGUCGCGUGUACCGAGGCACAGUGAAAAGCUUUGUUUUGCGAGCAAUACAGGCAGAUCAGAGUUAAGGAGCAUCAAUAAGUAAAUAAUAGGUAAACAGCGGCAAGAACAAAAACACAGGUACAAGCUUAUUUGUUUGUUUAGUUUUAGUUGCUGGAGAAUGUGGCCCACUUUGCUGACCCACACUCACCCCACAGCCAGGAGAACCUAGCACUACCUCCGUCUCAACGCUGAGAGUCCCAGCUCUGGGCAGACCAUGCUGCUGUAGCAGCAGCCACCUCACCAACUCCAGAACUCUCCACCUACUGCAACUCGGCGUCCCUGGCUCCUCUGUCAGACCAGGCCUCUGCACCCCCAUCUCGCCAAGAGUCCCACUCUGGCCGACCUCCUGCGAGAGGUCACUUCCUAGUGCCACCAUCUUAAACUUUGGCUGCCUCCAGUCACUGUGAGAAGCCGUGUCCCCCGCUGCCGGGAGGAGCUACCAUUCCGUACAGGGGCCCACUCCAGCUGACACGAUUUCACCGGUUAACCCACCGCGAAAGGCUCCAAAGGAAAGAAAAAGGAAAAUUAAAGAGAACUCGAGAGAAAGGAGGAGAAAAAAAAGGUUUGCAGGAGUGGCUGAGCCCACACACACAGCCUGGUUCCAUUCCAUUUUGAGAAUAUGAGGUGCACGUUGGUUUUAUCCCAGUUUCCUGUUCACUAGUUCGAGGGACAACAGCAUGUGUUGGGACCUCCUGAUCUCUGUUGCUCUUGCCGGCUGUAUGUAAGUUCCAAGGAUCGAAUCCUGGCCGUGGGUUGAGAUACUGUGAUUGUCAUUGACUUCCUGGGAGGGGAGCAGAGAAUCAAACAUUCCUCAUCAUUCUGGUCAUCAGCUAAACCCAUGUGUACAGACAUUCAGUCAGGACAGUAUGACUUGGUUAUUGUUCUCUGUGCUAAUGUCCUGUCAACACUUAAUCAUGUAAUCUCUCAUGUAAACCUUCAGAACUUCCUGGCAUCUGUCAGAUACAUUACAUGGCCACUAGAACUUGAACCCACGAAUUCCUUUCGAGCUGGUGGGAGAAGGUUGGAGGAAGGUGUAGGCUGAAGGCUUUCUCUUUCUUUUUUCCCACCCGAAGUUAUUUUGAGUAUGGGAUUCAUUCUGGUUUGAUUUGUACCUUGUUCCAUACAUCAUCACUCCACUCUGGUGCUGGAGUACUGUAGGGAACUUCUCCCACCUGUUGAUAUGUUACAUGUUAAUGUAUUGUUCUUCAUUUCAGAUGUUUCCCACUGUUUUCACAUGAGUAUUAUGCACAGUGCUCCCCAGACACGUUGCAGGUCUGGCAGCGCAGAAGCUUUAACUUCCCAGGUUAUGAAGAUUCAUCCAAAUCUCUAUCCCAUUCAGUAUUACUAUUUAAACAUUUGUGCCGCACAGUCAAAGGGUCAGUGCUGAGGGAGUGCCGCACUGUCGGAGGGUCAGUGCUGAGGGAGUGCCGCACUGUCGGAGGGUCAGUGCUGAGGGAGUGCCGCACUGUCGGAGGGUCAGUGCUGAGGGAGCACUUUCUAUUUAAAGGAAGAGAACAAGAACUCCGACAGCGUUGUCACCCUGUAUUCCUCUGUUACAAUCAGUAUUAUUUUUCGUUUGUUUAAUUGUUGUUUUGGGAGUGUCUAUGUGUAAACAGCUUGCCACAUAUACCUGCGUAACAAUGGCUUUGAGAAUAAUUCUAGUCUGUGAAAUGUUUUAGGAAUUUCUUGCUGUAAUCCUAGUGGUAAAACUGCUGCCUGUAAGCACUGUAUUGCACUUGUCAGAAUGCCUUGGCCCCUUUAGUAAAGGACUGUGUUUAGGGCCCUCCAAAGGCGCUCUCUGACACUGUCUUAAAUGCUGUAACUUUACAUUGUAACUCUCUGUUCUAAACACAGCUGCUGUUUCAUGAUA
This is a messenger RNA of Hemiscyllium ocellatum (epaulette shark), 7304 nucleotides long. Its product is annotated as chondroitin sulfate glucuronyltransferase-like. Gene Ontology annotation, cellular component: Golgi cisterna membrane. Lineage: Eukaryota; Metazoa; Chordata; Chondrichthyes; Orectolobiformes; Hemiscylliidae. The coding region runs from base 1391 to 3673 and encodes 760 amino acids. The transcript is spliced from 4 exons. The record is from RefSeq and is a predicted model, not a curated record. Gene Ontology annotation, molecular function: glucuronosyl-N-acetylgalactosaminyl-proteoglycan 4-beta-N-acetylgalactosaminyltransferase activity.